AUGUUACGGUCACCAUCAGGCCACGCCCCCUCGCGCGUUGGUGAUGGAGAAGAAGAGGAGGACAGUUGGGUUGAGGAGAUGGCUAGGUGAAGGGGACCAUAGGUCCCUUUUCUGAUUAAGUUUCAUUAGUACAAUAUUUUAUCUUUAUAUCUAAUCAUUGUAAUUAUCUUUAUCCUUAUCUAUAAUAAACUAUGCUCAAAUAAAAGAACUCGUGGUUUAAUCUUAUAACUUUAGGAAUAACUUUAGGGAAAUCAAUAUAAUAUAUGCCCGACCUCCUCUAGCUAAGCUAGAGGGGUCGCGGCGUAUAACGUAAUAGAAGAUCGCAAAACUAUCAAAAUAAUCAUUAUCAUCAUCAUCAUAAUCAAUUCAAUAGAAAUAUUGUUAUGAGUCCAAUUCGAGAAAAUAGUGGAAAGAAGGAAUCUAGAAGAUCGGAAGAAAGAUCGGAUAAAAAGAGAAGAUCUGAAACACCAGCGAAAUAUGCAGAGAAAAAUGAAUAUAGAAAAUCGGAUAGAGAAGUUAGCAAAAGUCAUCACGAGGAUAGAAAUUAUGGAGAUUCGAAAAGAAGAGAGGAAAAUAAAAGACGACGAGAUCCUUCAGAAUCUGAUAAUGUUUACGGGAAAACCCGCAAAUAUAACGAGGAUUCGAGACGAGAAACAUAUUCGCAACAAAAACAUCGAGAAGAUGAGAAACCUCGGAAACGACAAGAUUCUGAAUCAAAUCAUGAUCACAAGAAAUAUGAGAGAAAAAGUGAAGAUGUUAGGAGAAAUCGAGAUUCGGUGAAACCAGAAAAGAGAAAGCAAGAUGAGUCGAGAUCCGAAAAACAUAAGGAUGUUGAUCGAAAAACUGAUGCUUCGAGAAGACAUUCUGAAGUGGAAAAACAACCAAGAAGACAUCGAGAUUCUGAAACAAGUGGAAGAAGUAAUGAAAAUAACAAGAGACAUGAUGAAGAAAGAAAGAGAGUUAGAGAUUCGGAAACCAAGAAAAAAGAUUCAAGAGAAGAAAAAUACUCAGAAAAGAAUAGAGAGAAGGAAUCAAGAACUCAUCAUGAAGAAUCGAAAAGAGAUUUGAAAGAAGAGAGGAAUUCUGAGAAAUAUAGAGGCAAAGAAUCUAGAAGUUAUCACGAGGAAUCGAAAAAAGAUGAUUUGAAAAGAUCUCGAGAAUCAUCAACCCGCCAGAAAAUUGACAACACUAGACAAUCCCGUAGCAGAACACCUAAAACAACAAGAAAUUCGGAAAAGAACCCCGAAAAACCUGAAGAAGUAGCUGAACCUCCAAAAAGACCACGAAUCAAAGCACCAACUCCAAGUCCAAGUCCGCAAAAAUUGAAAAAAAGAAAAGAAGGAGAAAAAAGAGAAGAAAGAAAAAAAGAAGGAAAAGAAACAUAAGAGCAAGAAGAGUAAGAAGAGCAAAAGGUGAGCAUUUUUGAAUAAAGUUUAUUCCUGACAUGCAAAAAAAUAUAUUCAGACAUUCUGACACCGAAGUUGAGGAAGAUGGAGAUGAUGCUGUUGAUGAAUGGUUGAGAAGUUCAGAAUCACCUGAUAGAAAUGCACAAAAUGGAGGUGAGCAUUUUCUUCUUCUUCCUCUUCCUCAAAAAAAACGAGAUUUUUUCAGCAAAAAUGCAACCUGUUACUUGA
Caenorhabditis angaria is the source of this 1634-nucleotide messenger RNA. NCBI's taxonomy places the organism in Eukaryota, Metazoa, Nematoda, Chromadorea, Rhabditida, Rhabditidae. The record is from the annotation of a GenBank genome assembly.